Messenger RNA from Puntigrus tetrazona (Sumatra barb), 2391 nucleotides. RefSeq names its product transferrin-a (gene tfa). The record is from RefSeq and is a predicted model, not a curated record. Gene Ontology annotation, biological process: iron ion transport; antibacterial humoral response. The transcript is spliced from 17 exons. NCBI's taxonomy places the organism in Eukaryota, Metazoa, Chordata, Actinopteri, Cypriniformes, Cyprinidae. Gene Ontology annotation, cellular component: recycling endosome; early endosome; extracellular region. The coding region runs from base 112 to 2127 and encodes 671 amino acids.
GAUGAUUCGUCUGGAUGUGUUUGACCCAACCCACCAGUGCUUCCAGAGCUCCUAUAAAAAGCCUCCUCUCCCUUGUCUCCACCUGCCAAAAAUCCCUGGUGAAGGCCUAACAUGAACAUCCUGCUCGUCUCAUUCCUGGGGUGCCUUGUUGUGGCACUGCCCUCAGCCAGCGCUCAAAAAGUCAAAUGGUGUGUGAAGUCUCAGAAUGAGCUGUUGAAAUGCCAGCACCUUGCCACCAAAUCACCAGAGCUUGAGUGUUAUAUCAAGGCUUCUGUUACUGAAUGCAUGACAAGCAUCAAGGAUGGCGAUGCAGAUGCUAUAACUGUAGAUGGAGAACAUAUUUACAAAGCUGGACUGCUUCCAUACGAUCUCCGUCCCCUCAUAGCAGAGAAAUCUAAAGAAAAAUGCUAUUAUGCUGUGGCUGUGGUCAAGAAGGACGCCGACUUUACCAUCAGUGAUCUCAAAGGAAAGACUUCGUGCCACAGUUGUUACCAAAGUCCACAAGGCUGGAGUAUACCUAUAGGAAGACUGGUUGCAGAAAAGAAGAUUAUGUGGGAUGGUCCUGAUGACAUGACUCUCGAAAAGGCUGUGUCACAGUUCUUUUCAAGCAGCUGCGUUCCUGGAAUAUCCAAAGCUAGAUACCCAAGCCUGUGCCAAGCCUGCCAGGGUGACUGCAGCUGUUCACAAAAUGAAAAAUACAGCGGUGAUGAAGGAGCCUUACAGUGCUUGAAAGCUGGUCAUGGACAAGUUGCUUUUGUUCGUUGGGAUGCCAUACCAGCGAGUGAGAGGCCGAACUACCAGCUGCUGUGCAUGGAUGACAGCAGGAAAAGCGUUGAGGAGUACAAGGAAUGCUACCUCGGCAAAGAGCCUUACCGUGCUGUCAUUGGCCGCAAGGAUGCGGAUUCACAGAGCAUUUAUAAAGUCCUUAAACAGAUUCCGGAUUCAGAUCUUUUCUCUUCUGCCGCUUUUGGGGGUAAAGAUCUGAUGUUCUUAGACUCUGGACAUGCACUGAUGGAGCUCCCUAAAACAGACUCCUUCUUCUACCUGGGAGAAGAUUACUUUGACGCCAUGCGUGCCCUUAGAGGUGGGAGCCCGCCAGCCUUGCCUCAAGACCGUCCAAUUGAAUGGUGUACCAUUAGCCACGCAGAGCAAGAGAAGUGUGACAAAUUAAACACUCAGAUUCCCCGUAUCGCGUGCAAGAGGGCAUCAUCUGUGGACGAGUGCAUUCAAAAAAUCAAGCGCAAAGAAGCAGAUGCCAUUGCAGUUGAUGGUGGCCAGGUAUAUAUUGCUGGAAAAUGCGGUCUAGCUCCGGUUAUGGUUGAGCAGUAUGAUCAACAAAGCUGUACAGCUGGUGGAGAGGCCUCAAGUUACUACGUCGUGGCCGUGGUGCGUAAGGGCUCAGGUGUAACCUGGGGCAGUCUGCGAGGGAGGAAGUCCUGCCACACCGGCCUGAACCGCAAUGCUGGCUGGAAAGUCCCAGAUUCAGCCAUAUGUGGCAAAACAGACAAAUGCACCCUAUACGAUUUCUUCAGUAAAGGCUGUGCUCCUGGCGCUGAUCCUCAAUCCAACAUGUGUGAACUGUGUAAAGGCAGCGGGAAGGCGGUGGGAGAUGAUAGCAAGUGCAAAGCAUCUUCUGCGGAAUUGUAUUAUGGCUAUGAUGGGGCUUUCAGGUGUCUUGCAGAAAAAACUGGUGAAGUUGCUUUUAUCAAGCACACUAUUGUUGGGGAUUACACAGAUGGCAAAGGACCAGAAUGGGCCAAGGAACUGAAGUCAGGCGAUUUCGAACUGAUCUGUCCAGAAUCGCCAGACAAAACAUUUAAGCACGAUGAAUUUGUUAAAUGUAACCUCGCCACAGUGCCAGCUCAUGCUGUGAUCACCCGAGAAGAUGCACGCACCGAUGUGGUGAACGUUCUGAAGCAGGCUCAAUCCAGUUCAGACGGACUUUUCAAGUCAGAGGGCGAAAGAAACCUCCUUUUCUCUGAUUCCACAAAAUGCCUUCAAGAGAUUACUAAACCUCUGAGCGAAUUCCUGGAUAAAAAGUACACCGACAUGAUUGAGAGGACCUACGCUACUGGCCAGGGUGAACCAGAUCUGGUGAAGGCAUGCACACCGCUCAGUUGCGAGUAAAACGGAGUUCCUAACAGAGAUACACACCAAAUUCGGGCUAUUUGAGCUUUGUCUGACAUGUUUCCCAAAAUAAGAAUCUAUAUUUCUGAAUCACUCUAUUUCUCCUGAUAAUUGAACAGAAUGAGGGAAACGUGAUGUUCAUGUUAAGCAGCAGUGUCGGUUCAUAUCUUGUCGGUCAAACUGUUCACAUUCAGGAACAAAAUGGAUGUGAUUAAGUUUCUCUUUCAUUACAACAGGGGAUGAAAUAAAACUUUUUUUCUCAAA